AUGGUCUUCAAAGCAUCCUUCGCUGUUUUGGCUACCCUGGUCGCUCGCUCAGUCGGCGUUGCUAUCUACGGACAAUGCGGCGGUAUCGGCUUCUCUGGUUCGACAAUCUGUGAUGCGGGCACUGUUUGUACCGUGCUGAACAGCUACUACUCUCAAUGCCUACCGGGAGCAGCACCGGCUCCCUCUAGCACCGCUGUUCCCCCGGCUACAUCAGCAGCACCAACCGGAUCUGCACCUGCGUCGACCAGCACACCGGUCGUGGGCAGCUCAACAUGCUCUACCACACCACGUACCCUGCCUGGUUACAGCAACAGCAAGCUUCCCGACCCGUUCACGUUUGCGAACGGCAGCAAGGUCACCACUGCGGAUGAAUGGGCGUGCCGCCGUAACGAGAUUCUGGCGUUCAUUCAGCAAUACGAGUCCGGUUUCCUUCCUCCGAAACCACCGCAGGUGUCCGGAUCGCUCUCUGGGACCACACUCUCGGUUACAGCAGGCGGCGUCAGUGGUGGGAGCUCAAGCUCGAUCACGUGGACUUCGAGCAUCAAAUUCCCCACCGGCACUGCACCGGCCAAUGGUUGGCCCCUCCUCAUUGCUUACGAUGGUGGAAGCAUCCCUGUUCCCAGCGGAAUUGCCGUCCUAUCAUACGACUUGGAGACAAUGGCACAACAGGAUAGUACGGCUAGCCGCGGUAAAGGGCUCUUCUUCAACCUGUACGGUUCCAGCGCGAAUGCGUCUGCGAUGACCGCAUGGGCGUGGGGCGUCUCGCGCAUGAUCGACGUCCUUGAGACGAUUCCGGCAUCGACCUCGAAGCUCGACCUCUCUAAGAUUGCGGUAACCGGCUGCUCGCGCGAUGGCAAAGGCGCGCUUACCGCUGGUGCGCUCGAAGAGCGCAUUGCCCUCACAAUCGCACAAGAGUCCGGGUCUGGUGGUGCCGCAUGCUGGAGGCUCUCUCUAUACGAGCAGCAACAAGGAUCUGCUGUCCAAACGGCAACGGAGAUUGUCCAAGAAAACGUUUGGUUCGGGCCCGCCUUCAACAACUACGUCAACCAGCUGAACGUACUGCCAUUCGACCAUCACCUUCUUGCGGCCCUCAUUGCACCGCGCGCUCUCAUUGCUUUCGACAACACCGACUAUGUCUGGCUCUCGCCGGUCUCCAACUUCGGAUGCAUGUCCGCAACACGCACUGUCUUCCAAGCUCUCAACGUCGAGGAGAACUUUGGCUUCAUCCAAGCUGGUGGACAUGCUCAUUGCGCGUUCCCGACCUCACAGGUACCCCAACUCGACGCCUUCUUCUCCAAGUUCUUGCAGGGUCAAACUUCCGCCAAUACGGACGUAUUCACCACCAACAACGUUUGGAACGGCGUAACCUUCACUCCCAGCGACUGGAUCACUUGGACCACUCCCACACUUUCCUGA
Molecule: messenger RNA, 1416 nt
Organism: Peniophora sp. CBMAI 1063
Lineage: Eukaryota; Fungi; Basidiomycota; Agaricomycetes; Russulales; Peniophoraceae
Source: the annotation of a GenBank genome assembly